AUGGAUCAUACAAAGAUAUUGACAAAGAAUGGAAGUUUUUCAAAUGAUACUCAGUCAAUCAAUGAGUCACCAACUAAAUUACCAGCAUGGGAAACUGAAUCUAUCAUAGCGAACCUAAUCCUGGCUUUUACAACAUUUGUACAUAUUUAUUUUGCAUUGGUAGUUCACAGCUAUGCACGCUUGGGGGAAAAACAAUAUUCAAUUAUUAGAACGUCAGAAUAUUCUACACCAAUGAUAUCAUCUUUAGGAAUGGCUUUGUUAAAACCUCCAAGUCCUUCAAUUACUAAGGAAGAAGAACAAAUAUGA
Messenger RNA from Dentiscutata heterogama, 306 nucleotides. Lineage: Eukaryota; Fungi; Glomeromycota; Glomeromycetes; Diversisporales; Gigasporaceae. The record is from the annotation of a GenBank genome assembly.